AUGGAUGACGCUUUCAUGGGCGCCCGAACUCCUCGGAGCUGUCGUGAAUUCGUUUGUACGGCUGACUAUGACUACAAUUUCGUGAUUCCUCAGAGCUUGGUGAUCAAAUUGAACGCUGUGGUUGCGGCCGAAAAGAAGAAGCACCAAGAAUCGAAGCACUUCAAUGUUCAGCAAGGUGUUGAGCAUCCGGAGGGAUCCACGAACGAAGUCUUAGCUUUCUUUCCUGGUGGUACUCCUCGCUUCACUAGCUCUGUGUUGCUACAAGUGGUGGGGUCUACAGAAUGGUUGAGUAUUUCAUGGGAAAAGAUCCGCGCACACCCGGAGGUAUUCGAUGAGGAGACCGGUACGGCUGCUCUAUUGCCUGACGUCGUUCCCGCAAGUCAUCAACAACUGGCGGACGACAUCGUGCGUGUACUGGAAGGCGCUUGCCUAAGCUCAACCUUCCGACUUGAUUGUGGUGAGGGAACUGUCAUGGUGGAGAAAAUGGUUGGCAUGGUUGCCCGAGAUCGUAUGCUGAGUGAUACGAUUAUCGACUUUGGAAUUCGAUGCAUUUGUGAAUCGAUUGGUAACGGCUAUGCGUUGGACUCAUUCGCACCGUCAUUGGGAUGCCCGAGGCCACCUGAAAUCCCUAUUGAGAGCUGCAAGUACGUUGUGUUGCCUGUUCAUUUGAGCGACAUACACUGGGGUGUGAUUAUUGUCGACAUUUCAUACCGGACGGUGAUGGCGACAGUCACUCCGUAUUUCUACGAACCAUUGUGCUCUACGGCAUACAACGACACUCUUCAGCACACCUACGAGACAGUAGUGGCCGAGUUUUUGAAAGUUUGGCACGAUUCUACCACGCCGGGAGAGCCAUAUCCAAUCGUAGAGGAGAAUGUGUGGCUUUCUGGACCGAAGCAGCGUGACGGAACUUCUUGCGGAGUGCUAGUUCUCGCACAAGUGUACACGAUGCUUAAAAAUAGCUUGCUAUUUACCCGAUGUGCUGUAAGCCACGACGACGUCACUAUUAUGCGUCUCCGCAUUAUGUGGAUGAUCUUAAGGCAACCCGAGGUGACCACAAGAGAAAACAAAGUAGCAAAGGCUGUCCAAGACACAGAUUUUGAGCUACUGGCGACAAUUAAGACGUAA
This is a messenger RNA of Phytophthora nicotianae INRA-310, 1128 nucleotides long. RefSeq lists its product as hypothetical. The record is from RefSeq and is a predicted model, not a curated record. The coding region runs from base 1 to 1128 and encodes 375 amino acids. Lineage: Eukaryota; Oomycota; Peronosporomycetes; Peronosporales; Peronosporaceae. Gene Ontology annotation, molecular function: cysteine-type peptidase activity. Gene Ontology annotation, biological process: proteolysis. The transcript is spliced from 3 exons.